Zingiber officinale is the source of this 1576-nucleotide messenger RNA. RefSeq names its product actin-101. The transcript has 5 exons. The coding region runs from base 133 to 1494 and encodes 453 amino acids. The record is from RefSeq and is a predicted model, not a curated record. NCBI's taxonomy places the organism in Eukaryota, Viridiplantae, Streptophyta, Magnoliopsida, Zingiberales, Zingiberaceae.
GGCACCUACUUGCUCACCACUCUUGCCCUAUCUUGGUUUUGGCGAAGAGAGCUCUCCCUCUCUACACCAAAGCCUUAUCCCGAUCUCUCCUCAAGCUCGGAUUUCGCGCAGAUCGCCGUCGUUGGUUAGAAAAUGGCCGAUGCUGAGGAUAUUCAGCCCCUUGUGUGUGACAAUGGGACUGGAAUGGUCAAGGCCGGAUUUGCUGGUGAUGACGCACCUAGGGCAGUCUUCCCAAGUAUUGUCGGCCGACCUCGCCACACAGGUGUUAUGGUUGGGAUGGGCCAGAAAGAUGCCUAUGUUGGUGAUGAAGCACAAUCAAAGAGAGGUAUUCUCACAUUGAAAUAUCCCAUUGAGCAUGGAAUUGUCAGCAACUGGGAUGACAUGGAAAAGAUCUGGCAUCACACCUUCUAUAAUGAGCUUCGUGUUGCUCCUGAGGAGCAUCCUAUUUUACUCACUGAAGCCCCUCUCAAUCCAAAGGCAAACAGGGAAAAGAUGACCCAGAUUAUGUUUGAGACUUUUAAUGUACCUGCUAUGUAUGUUGCUAUUCAGGCUGUUCUGUCCCUCUAUGCCAGUGGUCGUACAACUGGUAUUGUGCUUGAUUCUGGCGAUGGUGUAAGCCACACUGUUCCUAUAUAUGAAGGAUAUGCUCUUCCUCAUGCUAUUCUUCGUCUGGAUCUUGCUGGCCGAGAUCUAACUGAUUGCCUAAUGAAGAUCCUGACUGAGAGAGGAUAUUCAUUCACCACCACAGCUGAGCGGGAAAUUGUAAGGGACAUUAAAGAGAAGCUUGCCUAUGUCGCUCUUGAUUAUGAACAAGAGCUUGAGACUGCGAAGACUAGCUCAGCUGUUGAGAAAAGCUAUGAACUUCCUGACGGCCAGGUUAUCACCAUUGGCGCUGAGAGGUUCAGAUGCCCAGAGGUCCUUUUCCAGCCAUCCUUAAUAGGCAUGGAAGCUGCUGGAAUUCACGAGACAACAUACAAUUCUAUCAUGAAGUGUGAUGUGGAUAUCAGGAAAGAUCUAUAUGGCAAUAUUGUUCUCAGCGGUGGAUCCACCAUGUUCCCUGGUAUUGCCGACCGAAUGAGCAAGGAGAUCACAGCACUUGCACCGAGCAGCAUGAAGAUUAAGGUGGUCGCCCCACCGGAGCGAAAGUACAGUGUCUGGAUUGGAGGCUCCAUCCUUGCUUCCCUCAGCACUUUCCAGCAGGUGAAAUGUGGAUUACCAAGGGAGAGUACGAGGAAUCUGGUCCAUCAAUCGUUCACCGGAAAUGCUUCUAAGCUCAUGCAUGACCCAUCUCUGGGGAGUUUUUUUCCGGCUUGUUCAAUCUGGUAUUUGCCUUUCCUGGGAUUGAAUCAUGUUAGUGAUUGUGAUGCCUUUUCACUGUUAAAUUUGGUUGUUAAGAAGGUUUCUUCUUUAGGCGUCGUUUCUUCAAGGAGGCUGCAGAUGUGUGCAGUAAAUGUGAACAAUAUGUAUCAACUUAGUGUCUAUGUCCUGGUUUGAGGACUGGUCCAGAGAUUAUUUACUUGUAUUCAUGUAAUGAUGUAUUAUUUGGUUUUAUCAGCUACUAUUUUUAUCACCCAAA